Messenger RNA from Trichoderma gamsii, 1308 nucleotides. RefSeq names its product anhydro-N-acetylmuramic acid kinase. The transcript has 2 exons. Gene Ontology annotation, molecular function: ATP binding; phosphotransferase activity, alcohol group as acceptor. The record is from RefSeq and is a predicted model, not a curated record. NCBI's taxonomy places the organism in Eukaryota, Fungi, Ascomycota, Sordariomycetes, Hypocreales, Hypocreaceae. Gene Ontology annotation, biological process: amino sugar metabolic process; peptidoglycan turnover. The coding region runs from base 1 to 1308 and encodes 435 amino acids.
AUGGGCUCUAUCAUAAACACUGAUCCCGAGCUGGACUUGGUUGUUCUGGGCUUGAGCAGUGGCAUAUCCAUGGAGAGCAUAGAGUUCGCGUUAUGCCGAUUCAGACAACAAAACCCGGCACAGCCUGUCCGCUUGGAGCUGCUGAAAUAUGGAGAGACGCUACUGGACCCUGGAAUCGAGAAGCGACUGACGGACAUGAUUUCUGAUGACUUUAACUCGCCAGAACAAGUUGCUCAAGUCAAUGAUAUUCUUGGGGAAGCGUUUGCCGAGGCCGCAUUGCAGUUUAUUGCCACCAACGACAUUGAUAAAUCUACAAUAGACAUCAUCAGUUGUCGUGCGCAAGCAGCAUGGCGCAUUCCUUAUCCCGCAGUACACCAAACGAGGACAUCUCUUCGAUUGAACGAAGGUACCGUUAUAGCUUCACGUACCGGAAUCACAACGGUGACCGAUUUUCGAGUCGGCGAGGCCGUUGUGGGCCCACAAGGGGCUCCCUCCGAUUUCGAUGCCUUGCUUCUGCAUCAUCCUACCAAACUAAGAGCCUGUCAAAAUAUUAGCGGCAUCGGCAACGUAUGCUUUAUACCCCCAGAUAUCAGCGGCGAGCUUAAUAAUGGCUUCAUUAACUUUGAUACGGGCCCUGGAAAUAUUUACAUCGACGCUGCUAUUCGCCAUUAUACAAAUGGUGCGCAACGAUACGAUGUGGAUGGCGAAAUAGGCAAGCGAGGAGAGGUAGAUGAAGAGAUUGUGGACGACUUCAUCUCCUCUCAUCCCUACUUUCAGCGAUCUAUUCCAAAGAGUGCUGGCCGUGACGACUUCAGAGCUUCAUUAGCUUAUGAACUUAUAUCCAAAGCAGAAGAUAAGGGGCUUUCACCGGAAGACGUUGUUGCCACAAUCACGAGGAUCACGGCUCAGUCUAUCGUAGAUCAUUACAAGUGCUUCGCGCCGUCACAGAAUAUUGACGAGCUGUUUCUUUGUGGUGGCAGCGCAUAUAACCCAAACAUUGUUAAUUUUAUUCAAAAGAAUUACGCUUCAACGAAGAUAUAUACGCUUGACGUUGCUGGUAUCCCGGCUGUUGCAAGAGAGGCAAUAACGCUUGCUUUACAGGGCAUGAAUACGGUUGUUAGCCGGACUGUUCGGACGUCACACGGUGCUGAGACGCGGCAACAGUUGAUUGCUGGAAAGAUAUCCCCUGGUGAUAAUUAUGGACAAGUGAUGCAGAAGGUGGUGCAAUUUGGAAAUGGCGAAACGUUGGAGCCUAUAAGAGAUUUGGUCAAUGUGGUCAACGGAGAAGAAAUACACAAUAAGUGGUGA